This is a messenger RNA of Amphibalanus amphitrite, 4188 nucleotides long. RefSeq names its product A disintegrin and metalloproteinase with thrombospondin motifs adt-1-like. The record is from RefSeq and is a predicted model, not a curated record. The coding region runs from base 272 to 3580 and encodes 1102 amino acids. Lineage: Eukaryota; Metazoa; Arthropoda; Thecostraca; Balanomorpha; Balanidae. Gene Ontology annotation, cellular component: extracellular matrix. Gene Ontology annotation, molecular function: metalloendopeptidase activity. The transcript has a single exon. Gene Ontology annotation, biological process: proteolysis; extracellular matrix organization.
GGGCCGCCGAGCACCGGGUGCGGUCGCCGCUCGCGCGCAUUGCCCUGUUUGCAGUGUGUGCCGAGGCCCGGUGAGGGCCGGUGCGGGUCAGAGUGUUGUCCGUGUGGGGCCAGCUGGGGUUCAGUGGUCGGUUUGUGGAAGCGUUGAUUUCUACAGACAGCACCACGGGCCGCGGACGCUGCUUUUGCGCCGCGGGCGGCGCUCGGACGGCAACCACAGACCAGUCGAGAGACACCCGACAUGUAGUGGUGCGCGGCAUGUGUGCACUGUCAUGUGUGUUGCCUCGCUAGUGACUCUCGUGCUGGUGCUCGGCGGCCCGAGUGGCGCCUCUGACCUGCCCGAGCCCUCGCCUUUCGAUGGCGCGGACCCACACAUUCCAUCUACCGCUGCCGACGGCGACAGUCCGCCGGACUCUGAGGCCUUCUACGCCACUCUGCUGUCGUCAUCCAGCCAGGAGCCCGACCAGCAGCCUGGCCGGCAGGGCAGGGGACUGGACGAAGACCCUUCCGACGAGGCCCGGCUCUCCUUCGCAGCGCAGGGUAGCUUCUACAACCUGACGUUGCACCGUGCCCCGAACUUCGUCGACCCUGACUUUCUAGUGCUGAAGCGGUAUGACAACUACACAACUAUCGUCCAGGCCGGCGCGGGUCCGUCGGCACCCUGCUACUACUGGGGAGAAGUUCGCCGAACCGGCGAGCAAAGGCCGGGAUGGGCGGCCGUCAGUCUGUGUGGAAGCAUGCGUGGGGUGAUGCAGGUUGGAAAUCAAAGUCUUGUUAUCGAGCCUCAGGGCGAACGUCGGGUAACGCGGUCGGCGCCAACUGAUAGCGAUGGUCAAAUCAUUGGACCACAGAUCCUACGCCUGGUGGCUGGUCCACUUCGGCCUGAAAAGAAUACAGAAGGUGACCCGAAUGCAUGUGGGACAGGAAGCGCUGCUGGUGAUGAGGAAGAGCUGAACUGUGAUGAUGGUGACAGUGCGUGUGCUAGUAAAGUUGAUGGUGAUAUUGAUCAUAUUGGAGAGGAGGACGUCAGUGCUCAUGAUCCUAAAAUGAGGGUACGACGUGAGACCAGAAACCGUCAUCCUCUUACUAUUGAGCUGGCAGUUUAUGUUGACCUACCGCUUCAAAAGCAGAUGACGGACCUGUAUGGCAAACACACGGACGAGGAGAUCACCAACUUUGUCAUGGCGAUGGUCAAUGCCAUGGAGCUGCUGUACGACGACUCGUCCUUGGAAAGGAAAAUCCGAUUCGUGUUGAAGCGACUCGAGCUGCUCAAGACCAACAAGGCUGAGCUGAAGCAGCAGCGCGACAUCAAUGCCUUUCUGACCAGUUUCUGUCAGUGGCAGCAAGGCCAGAAUGUGGCCUCAGACGCGGAUCCGCUGCAUUGGGAUCACGCUGUUCUGCUGACUGGGGUGGAUCUCUUUACGGCGGCAGACGCACGCGAGGUAAACCGGCAAGUGGUGGGCUUUGCACCCGUUGGGGGUAUGUGUACCGCCGCCAGCAGCUGCACCGUGAACGAGGGCAAGGACUUCGAGUCUGUAUACAUCGUAGCUCACGAGAUCGGCCACAGUCUCGGCAUGCAUCACGAUGGCCAAGGGAACUCGUGUAACGCCGAAGACCACAUCAUGUCGCCUACUCUCGGCACGGGGAAGAACACCUGGUCAAUAUGCAGUCGCGACUCUCUGGAUCGUUUUGUGGCCACGCGGCAGGCCGACUGUCUGAAGGACUCUAGCUUGGCGGUGGACCUGUCGAACCAGUGGCCGGACACGCUGCCUGGCGAGAGGAUCGGCGCCGACCAGCAAUGUCGACUCAAGUACGGACCCAGCAGUUCCCGGGCGCGCGAGCAGCCGCUUGCAGAGCUCUGCGUCAACCUGCACUGCAAGUACGACCACCACCGCUGGACCAGCCACCCAGCGCUCGAGGGCACCGCGUGCGGGUAUGACAAUUGGUGUCGUCGUGGUCAGUGUGUUCGCAGAGAUGGCGGAGGUGACUCAUCUGCCAAGCGCGACGGAGGCUGGAGUUCGUGGAGCAGCGCGACGCCGUGCGCUAGCUCCUGUCUCCGUGGAGAUGACGGCUCGCUCUUUGAAGGCAGUGCAGGGGUACGUGAGCGCUUCAGGCGCUGCAACAGCCCAUAUCCGCGCAACGGAGGCGCUGAAUGUGACGGCAGCGCGCGCCAGUACGAGACGUGCGACGCAUCGGCGUUGUGCGCCCGCGCUAGACGACGCUCCGUCAGCGAGUACGCGCACGAGAUCUGCCGACAAGCGGCUCGCUCUGAUCGGAAGCUCUCUGGGUAUGGCGUCAGUCGCGUCACCAGCAAUGCCUUCGACGCGUGCAAUAUCUGGUGCGAGCGGCGCGAUUCGGGCCUGGAGCGUCACCGGCAGUCGUUCCCUGACGGUGUGCGCUGCUCUACGCGGCCCGACGCCGGCAGCCGGCCGCAGUUCUGCGUCGGAGGACGCUGUGAGGCGUUCUCCUGCGAUGGGCAGUCACUCUUUAGGGUCGGUGAUGGCAGCUCGUGCAGCGGCGGUGAUCUGGAUCGCGCGCCAGUGGAUACCCUCACCGCGGUGGAGAACGGGCUGAAGCUGUCGCCAGAAAUGAACGUAGUUCAGCGGGACGGCUGGGACGACUGGCGCUCCUACUCUCGGUGCCGCUUCAGCUGCACGUCCCCUGCUAAGGGUCUGGAGCUGGUGCAGCGUCGCUGCCAGCAGUCGCCCUGCCGCGGACUCGACAAGACGGUACGUCACUGCGAGCCACAACGGGACGGCACCGACUGCGUCUCGCUGCGGACGCCCUUCGAGUACGCCACUGCCGUGUGCCAGCGCUACCGGAAGAAGUUGAGCCUGAGCCAGCUGUCGGGGAUCGGCCUGCAGCUGUCUGCCUCCGCCGACGACCCGGACCGGCCGUGCACGGUCACUUGCCAGGACCGGGACGCGUCGCUGCGCUUCUAUCGGGUCCGCGGCCGUGAGGGAUGGUUCCCCUCCGGCAUGGACUGCAGCCGCGGUGAGGAGGGACGCACCGCCUUCUGCCUCAGCGGCAAGUGCGUCGACUUCGCUGCUGAUGGCACACCACUGCACGACUCCAAGUACGACUACGCAUACCUGUUUGAGUCCAGUUUCCGGUUCCACCGCGUGGUACGUGCGCUGCGAAACACCAGCAGACCACGCGGCACCGUGAACCGCGCCUUCAUCGAGCGCGUGAUCAGCGAGCUGCAGUUGGAGCGCGAAGACGUCGGACCUGCUUCCUCCGCAGCGACCUUGCCGGAGAUCAUCAGCGUCGACGACAUUGACCUGGAGGCUCCGCUGCUGCUGGCACGACUUCCAGCCGACUUCCCCGGCCGCCACGUUCCGGAGCCGGUACCACAGCCGCUGCCGGAUCCGCCGGGCAACGCGCUCGGACACGCGUUUGCUCUCGGAGCGCCUAACCGCAUGGUGGAGGAAGAUGAGCGGCGACCUCCGACAGAGGAGCCGUACACUCCGAAGCAGGAGCCUGUGUGGGAGCCGGUGCCGGACUCCGCGAGCUCCGUGCGCCUGUCGCCGGUGGUGAUGGUAGGAGUGGGCGUAGCGGUGAUGGCGGCGCUGCUGUGGUAGCCGUCGCAGAAAAUCUGUGAGACUCCAGUGAUAGUGCGAGGUCGCCAACCUCGCGUGAUUCCUAACUGAAUCCGGUGAUUCGCUGAUCGGGGCCGCCUACCGAUAAUCGGCCACUUUAUGAUGUUGAUUAUUGACACGCAGUCACGCGAAAUGCUGGGGAAAAUGUUUGUCCACGGUCGUGGUAUCGUGAACGUGAUCUGAAAGAGCCUCGCGUAGCACGGAAGGCCAGAUAACAAUUCAGUGAAACAGACCGACACAAUGAAAUUGUGUUCAGCUCCUGCACGCUUGUUCACGCGAGACCCGAGCACGGUCUGGUCCAAAGCACGGCUGCUCUGCAUUGAACAAGACUCAACUAAAGGUGUAGGCGUCUUGUUCACGUGCAGCCCCCGUUCGUGUUCCUGGACACUAACAAUGCUUGCGAUUUCUUCUCAUUAGUCAUUCCUUCUGUGUAGAUAUAUAUGGAUCAGGGCAGUUGUGGUUCCCGAGUCCUCUGCCCCUCAUUCGUGCAGAGUUCGAACUAUGUUUUUGGUUCUCGAGCAGCCGUCUGGAUCGGAACGCUGGUCUUGUGUGUUUUGUGACCUAUUAAUAAUACAGAGGGAUUUCGUCAG